Molecule: messenger RNA, 1138 nt
Organism: Diprion similis
Lineage: Eukaryota; Metazoa; Arthropoda; Insecta; Hymenoptera; Diprionidae
Product: lipase member H
Exons: 1
Coding region: 126-1106 (326 amino acids)
Biological process (GO): lipid metabolic process
Molecular function (GO): lipase activity
Source: RefSeq, a predicted model, not a curated record
AGAAGACCGUUUCGUCCUGCAUUGGGAUGAAAGUGCGUAAUGGUACCGGAAAACGGUGAGGCUUCGAGCCGGAUUUCACGCCCUUCAACAGCCGAGUAGUACGAGGGUGAAAAUUGAGAAGCGGCAUGGCCCUGAGGAGGUUUUUGAUUUUCGGGGCGAUGGUGUCAACGGCGCAGGCGCAGACAGGGAGGGACUUCUUCUUGGGUCCUUGCCUGGUCAAGACGAACCAAACCUGCCCGGACGACGAGGUAAAGUUCUUCCUGUAUACCAGAAGAAACCGCGAGAACGGGCAGGAGGUGAACAUCACGAAGUCGGGCUCCUCCAACAUCCGGGAGCUUAACUUCAACCCCGGCAACCCGACCAAAGUCAUAAUCCACGGGUACAACUCGGACAUGCAGCUCGACUCGCUGGUCCGCAUAAGGAACGAGUACCUCGCGAGGGGCGAGUGCAACGUCAUCGCCGUCGACUGGCAUCGGUUAGCCGCAGCCCCGUGCUACCCUGUCGCCGUGCACAACGUCCCCCACGUAGGACGGUGCCUGGGACAGCUGAUCCAGAUCCUGAGGGACGUGGGAGCGACGGACCUCCACGUCAUCGGGUUCUCGCUGGGUGCCCACGUGCCCGCCUUCACGGCGAGGGCCUUGAGGCCCUAUAAACUGCCCCGAAUCACGGGCCUGGACCCGGCCAUGCCACUCUACAUAACCGUUAGCCGGGACGAAAAGCUCGAUCCCAGGGACGCCGACUUUGUCGACGUCUUCCACACGAACGCGUUCAUCCAGGGUAAGGUCGAGGCUAGUGGGCACAUCGACUUCUACAUGAACGGCGGUAUCACGCAGCCAGGCUGCUGGGAGAAGAGGAAUCCCUUUGGGUGCAACCAUCAUCGAGCCGCCAUCUACUUCGCCGAGUCCAUCAACUCCGAGGUUGGGUUUUGGGGAUGGCCUUGCCCUGGACUUUUAUCGUAUCUACUCGGACUCUGUCCACCCAGGUUCCCCGCCGUGCUGGCUGGUGAUCGGUGCAAUACUCAGUACCGGGGUUUUCAUCUGGUCAAAACACGCUCCCAGGAACCCUUCGCCGAAGGACCUUUCGCCGUCGAUCCGAGGGAUACUUGACGGAAGGAUUUGUCCGUCUCUGCGAGGAACCG